UUACCGAGUCCUGCCUCGAUCGACUACGAUCCCUCGCACAGCAUCCCUUGAAACCACCAGUUCCUUCCGAGCGUCGUCUCCGUUAUCGGUCGCUACCCGCGGAAGGAGAACCCCAUGGAACCAGCCGUUCGCGGGCAUCGAUUAGAAUCCUGACAAAUGCGAUAGGAAUUAGAGGAAGACGAUCGCGAAUCGUUAUCGGAAGCUACGCCGAUAAAACAGACGAGCGUGGACUGCGAUGGUAAACGGUGCCCGGCGGAGCGUGGCGAAAGUCGAAUGGUAAAGAGAUGGCAGGUGCCAUCCAGGGAUCCGGCGGAAAUCAAUACGAGGAGGAUUGGUAGAGGGGUUGGAGGUGCAUCAAACCAUCCCCAUGAGAGAGAGACAGCCGCGCACCUGGCGGCACCGAUACAGCGGCGGAGCUGCGACGAAAAACCGAGCUGGAAAAUGUCAUAGUCUCGGGGACGAGCGUGGUACCGUGUUUCCUCGGCUUUCUUCAUCCUUCGGCCAUCGCCCUUCCUUCUCCGUCGCCCCGUCGUUCCGCCGUUCCGUCGCCCUGUCACCCUAUCUCGCCCUGUCGUCCCGGUGCUGCUCGUCCAUCAUCGGGUGAUUCGACCCGGCUCUCGGUCUAGUGAAUCGAUAAUUGAAGUGAUUGUGCGACGAUUCCGGGAUCGGUGGCGGGCAAAGAUGUCGGUGAAGAUGAUGAUGUACAAACAGGCAGGGAACGAGGAUGAGGACAUCAACAGCAUCGGGUCCGGCGUACUGAACAGCGAGGACAUCAGCACCUCGGCGACAUACAUCAGAUAUCGUUCGGGUACGUGGCUGUGGAGGUCGAGGAGCGCGCUGGAGCGAUACCUUUUCGUCAUAUGCUCGAUCCUGCUGAUGAUGGUCGUGAUGCUCUCAAUAAUGAUCAGCAGUAAGAACAACUGGGACGAGGCGCAGAUACUCCACGUAACAUCUCACGGAGACGAUGGGACGCACUGCUUGACGGAGCACUGCGUCACCGUGGCCGCGUCCAUCAUAAACAGUAUCGACCGCACGGUGGACCCGUGCGAGGACUUCUAUGGGUACGCGUGCGGCGGCUGGAUGAAGAAGAACCCGAUACCGGAUGGGAACAGCAUCUGGGGAACGUUCGGUAAACUGGAGCAAGAGAAUCAGCUGGUGGUCAAGAACGUUCUCGAGAAACCGCUCACCGAGAUCAAGUCGAAGGCGGAGAAGAAGGCCAAGUAUUAUUUUCUCUCGUGCAUGGACGCGAAUGAGACCAUAGAGACGCUCGGCGCGAAGCCCAUGCUCGAGCUGCUAGAUGCCAUCGGCGGCUGGAACAUCUCCGGGAAGUUUAACGUCUCCGCGUGGUCCUUGCAAACCAGCAUGCACGUUCUGCAGAACGUAUACAACAUGGACGGUCUGUUUACUUGGGCGGUAAACGAAGACGAACGGAAUAGCACCAGGCACAUUAUACAGAUGGACCAAGGCGGCCUGACGUUGCCGACCGCUGACAAUUAUCUGAACGUUACCGAGCACGGCAACGUGUUGGCCGCCUAUUUGGACUACAUGACGAAGAUCGGCGUGUUGCUCGGCGGGGAGGAGGACUCGACUAGGAAACAAAUGCAGGAAGUGAUCAACUUUGAGACUCAGUUGGCGAAGAUUACGAUCCCACUGGAGGAACGCAGGGACGAGGAGAAGCUUUACAACCUGAUGACGUUGAACCAGCUUCAAGAAAAAGCACCUUUCUUGUCUUGGGUAACCUACUUCCAAAACGCCACGCGGUUGGUGAAGAAGAAGAUCAACGGCACCGCGACGAUAGUCAACUUCGCGCCGGAAUAUUUCGCCAAGCUGUCGAAGAUCGUGUCGGAGUACACCAAAACCGACGAGAAGAAAAUAGUACUAAACAACUAUCUAGUCUGGCAGACGGUGAGGUCGUUAACCGGCUGCUUGUCGAAACCGUUCCGCGACGCUUACAAGGGUCUGAGGAAGGCCCUGAUCGGCUCGGAAGGGCGAGAAGAGCAAUGGCGUUAUUGUGUCAGCGACACCAGCAACGCGAUGGGCUUCGCGGUCGGAGUCAUGUUCGUCCGAGAAGUUUUCCGCGGGAAGAGCAAGCCAAUGGCGGAGGAGAUGGUCGACCAAGUGCGCAAAGCUUUCACGAAGAACUUGAAGAACGUGGACUGGAUGGACGCGGAGACUAGACGGUCCGCGGAGGAGAAGGCGAACGCGAUCACGGACAUGAUCGGCUUCCCGAACUUCAUUUUGAACCCUAACGAGCUCGACGACCGGUACAAAGAUCUAACGGUGAAGCAGAACGAAUACUUCCAGAACAACAUCCGGGUGAACAAGUACAACUUACGGAAGAACUUAGAGAAGCUGGACCAGCCCGUGAACAAGACCACUUGGAUCAUGACUCCACCCGCGGUGAACGCUUACUACAGGCCUACCAAGAAUCAAAUGGUGUUCCCCGCCGGUAUUCUGCAGAGUCCGUUCUACGAUAUGGAGAAUCCCGAGAGUUUGAACUUCGGUGGGAUAGGGGUGGUCAUGGGACACGAACUGACGCACGCGUUCGACGAUCAAGGGAGAGAGUACGAUUUGAACGGGAACUUGAAUCAAUGGUGGAACAACGCGACGAUAGAUAGAUUCAAAAAUAGAACGGAAUGUCUCGUGGAGCAGUAUAACGGCUUCGAGAUAGACGGCCGACACGUGAACGGACGGCAAACAUUGGGAGAAAACAUCGCGGACAACGGAGGCCUUAAAGCGGCGUACCACGCGUACGUCACCGCGCCUAAAACGUACAAGGAUCAGUUGCCUCUGCCCGGUUUAAACUUGACGCACCGACAGCUGUUCUUCUUAAAUUUUGCUCAGGUUUGGUGUUCGGCUAUAACGUCCGAGGCGAUGGCUCUCCAAAUCGAGAAAGACACCCACUGUCCACCGAAGUACAGAGUGAUCGGGCCACUGUUGAAUCUGCCGGAGUUCGCAUCGGAAUUCAACUGCGCGAAGGGGUCACGGAUGAAUCCGGUUCACAAGUGUGAGCUCUGGUAACGCGGCGUCCGAUUUUUCUCAGUCCGAUCUCCGGGAUCCUAAAACAGUCGAGAAUUCACAACAAAUUGCGAGUCGACGACCGACAAAUUCGUUUGUUCGGAUCGCUGACGCUAGGUACUUAUAAGCGAGCUGAUCCAAGGAUCUAAGACGGUUGGUUCGAAACGGUUCGAGGCCCGUUUCGAGCGAGUCCAUUGGAGAGGCGUGCCCGACCACGAUAACAGCGCUCGCCGCCGCGACAGAGCAUUCCCAUCGGACGCCGGUCAAGUACUUCCACUCGUCGAACCGCCGAUUUAAAACUAGGAGGACCGAAUCCGAUUUCAACCAGUCGGAAACAGCGGUUUCGAACGUUUUCAACGAACGACAGGGGUGUACAGUUCUUGAUGCCGAUCCAGGUCCGCAAUCUCGCCGAUUCGGACGAAAGUCGAACACGUCCCGCCGUGCAGCGCUCGUGCACGCGUGUCCUCGGCGUCAGGACCGUCGUGUAUCGAUUCUCUUCUUACGUAUAAUUAUUUGAGUCGCGCUCCGGACCGCAAAACCUUCUGGCCAGGUGUACGCGAGAUGCUCGCUGUGGUUCAUCGGGAUCGGUCCAGCCAAUUCUUCGCCGAACCGACCGACAUUGCGCCGUGAACGAGCGAACCCACGGUUUUUACGAGCGACGAGUCGUUUUUCACUUUUAUACUUGAAAGCAAUUUUAAAUAUUCGAUUGUCAGUCGAUUCGAGUAUACGUUUACGAUACGAAAAGGCUAACUAAAAUUCCCCGCGAACGCUUAACCGCGAGACAGUGUACCGUAACAGUGUACUAUUUUUCCGUAUAGGGCAACAAGAUCGACCGCGGGACGGCGUAGCGCGUCCGCGCGAAAACUCUUCUCCGCGAGAAAACGGCCGCCGCUGUUCAGAGUGUACGGUCAACUUCGUUUUAUUUUCGCUCGCGAUCAGGGGAGAUUGUGAACGGUCUCGAUGAGCCACGUCGACCGGUAGCGGGGCGCCGUAAUUUUCUGCAGGCAGGAUCUAGUGUUAAGCUUAAGAAAUUUAAUUUUUUAAAGACGCUACGGGCUAGUUAGAGCAAAAUUAGACGGUCAAUCCUUAGGAAGCGCGGUGUCUCGCGCGCGCCGCGAAUUUCGAGACGAAGUAUUUUUCAAUGUGCUUAACUGUGAAUAUCGAAUAUUGUUUUGUGUCCCACGGAGAGCUCGGUGGUCGAGCGAAUCAAAAAUCUUUCACUCUUUGUCCGCGCGGGCGGAGUGUCCACGCGGUUCGCGUCGUGGAUCGCGCGGCUGCGACCCGCCCGGGCGUACGCUAAACUCUUGUUCUCUAAUUUAAGGGAUUAUUUGUACAAAAAGGACGCUGCCGAUAGCGGGUUCCCAUCUAUUAAUCAAACUACUGUAAAAAAAAAGAAAAACGUACGGAAAGGACGACGAAUGCGUCGCAUCGAGAACCAAUCAGCGAAUCGGAGCGAUUCCACAGGUCUUUCGAAACGAGUACACUGUAAUCGAUACGUCUGUUAACCAUGUGCCAUGAAUCUUUAUUUUUCAUUGUUUCAGAAUAUCGUUAAGUAUAUACUAGUCUGUAGAAGAGGGAAGCCGGGUGUCGCGUCGCGGACAUCGCAUACUUUAAGGGGGAAUUUCCUUUUUUCUUAGUAAAAGAUAUCGAUACUUUAGGAUUUUUUAUAAACAAAAGUGUAACAUUAAUUAUUUCGAAACUUUGUAUGUGUGUUUGUUGUAUUUUCAUUACAUUACAUAAAUUUUUUUAGUUCUGUUCACUUAAAAAUACAGUUUGAAUUGCCCGUGAACUAGGACGCUCCGCACAAUUGCUUCAUUAACGGUUGACACGAUAUCUGCCUUCCGGUUGAUAUGAAAUCAAAAAUUCCAAUGAGAUUUUAUUUUAUAAACAUGUAAUUAUCGUUUGAUCUACAAUGAAUUAAAAGAAAAAUUAUUUUUCGAGAAAUGGUAACUGUUUAAACUUAGAUGUUCGAUUUUUCGCAGAAAAUUACCCGAACUUUUGGUAAUUAAAAAAAAUAUGUACAACCUAUCGUCUUGCCUGUAGAUCAAACGAUAAAAGGAUCAUUUCUUAACGUACAGUUAAAAUUUCAGGUUGAUUGAUCCAAUACUUCUUUUUAAAUCGUGUCAACCAGCUACGAAAAAGUGGUUCCGAGAAAAACUCGUUUAAAGUUUGUAGUACAGUUACCGAACAAAUAUCAAGUAUUUACAACUAAUCAGCUAUUCCAGGUCCGUAUAUUAUUCCUUCCUCUUGCUCAUCGAAUUGAUUUUUUUCUAAAUUUGCUAUUCUAGCCUCUGUACAGGCCAUUUUUGUUGUUCCAACGCUUCGUCCCACCGAUCUUUGUAAUCGACAUUUGCCACUACUCGUGGCAGAACUUUCACAUUGAUCUCUAAUAACAAUACCAAUAUCGUCCAUGAUUUUUAAAAUUGCAUAGCAGCCUUCAUUAAAAAUGCCUGCUGCUAUAAAUGAUGAAAUCUCAAUUGUUUUUAGUCCACAGUGAAGGUGUUUGGCAGCAAGUCGCCAGAGUGUCGAAUUGAAACUUUCAUUAUUUUGAGUUUCAUUACCCAAACACAUUUCUAAUAAUUCUUUUGAAGAUAAAUCUUCAUAAAGUGAUUUUACUUCUUUUGCAAGUCUUCACAAAGUGGUGACUCGUGGUUAAAUUCUUUAAGAGUACCCUCAGCUUCAGCUUUACGCCACUUACACCAACUAUCCGACCCCCUUGGACGGUACAUCUGUUUCGGACAUUUAUCUGAAGAUAUUUUAUGAUAACAUACAAUAGAAUCUGAAUGUCUUCUAAUAGCUAAACCAUAGUACAAUGUUAAUUGUUUAAUUAAUUUAUCAGUGAAUUGUUUUUCCUCCGAGUUUCUUGGUCAUUUUUAUAUUUCUUAGUCGCGAUCCCAUACGUUCGUCUACAUGACCUACACAUUCUUUUUUCUCGAAUAUAAAAUCGAAUUAUGCUAAUGUCACUGCAAAUAAAUUUCAACUUGGCUGUCAGAAAACUACGACUCCAAUAACAUAAACGUUUUACAACAGUGCCAUGGAUUCUGGGAGUCACGAUGUUCGAUCACUUGCCGACAAGUAUAUAUCUUGCUAGAAAAGUCCAUAACGUUGACAAUUUUAUGAAUUUCAACUGAAAAUUUGCAGAGGCAUUCCUACAAAGUUAAACCACAAGAUUCUGUAAACAACAAAAAAUCGAUUUUUCUUUGCCAAGAGAAAAGAGAAUCCCUUCUUAAGGAUAAGCGUGCUGCUUCGAAAGAUUCUCUUUACUUCACACUCGUUCGCCGGCGGAUAAUAAACAAUUUUUCAAACGAUCGUUUUUCGUUCGCGCGCUACGUUCGUUUCAGAAGCCAGCGUAAUGGGAGGAGCGCUGGAGAAUUCACCGACGCUGGAACGCGGGAGCUCUAUUAAGCGAAUUUCGUGCUAGUAGUCGUUAGAGCGCGACGAUUCUUCCGAGUUGCGUCACCCAAAUACUAUAAUGUUAUUCGAGAUAUUUACCGAGGUAACGGCGCACAUGUAAAUCAAAUAAAGAAGGAAUUAAACGACUUCCCUGCGUGUUCCGUUCGCAAAGUUUGUGCCAAACGUUCUCGAGAACGCAGACGAGACAGCUCAGCGCCGACGC
Molecule: messenger RNA, 6634 nt
Organism: Nomia melanderi (Alkali bee)
Lineage: Eukaryota; Metazoa; Arthropoda; Insecta; Hymenoptera; Halictidae
Gene: Nep3
Product: M13 family metallopeptidase neprilysin 3
Biological process (GO): protein processing
Cellular component (GO): plasma membrane
Molecular function (GO): metalloendopeptidase activity
Source: RefSeq, a predicted model, not a curated record